Messenger RNA from Cryptomeria japonica (Japanese cedar), 2135 nucleotides. Its product is annotated as cationic amino acid transporter 5. The record is from RefSeq and is a predicted model, not a curated record. Gene Ontology annotation, cellular component: plasma membrane. Lineage: Eukaryota; Viridiplantae; Streptophyta; Pinopsida; Cupressales; Cupressaceae. The coding region runs from base 215 to 1972 and encodes 585 amino acids. Gene Ontology annotation, molecular function: L-lysine transmembrane transporter activity; L-glutamate transmembrane transporter activity. Gene Ontology annotation, biological process: transmembrane transport; amino acid transport. The transcript is spliced from 2 exons.
AAGAAAUAUCUCAUGUUCGUGGCUGGAUUAAAGUUAGGGUUUUGCAGGUCCAAUCGUAGUGCUUAAAUUCGUUGCAGGGACCUCGUUGCUUUUGAAAAACCUUUGAUUUUAUUAACAAAUCGCGAAUGCCUCGGAUAACCCCUUGUUGAGCUGUUUUAACUCAAAUAUUCCUCGUCUUCUUUUAACUUCAAUCAGGCAAAAUUGUAUAAUAGAAAUGUCAAAGGGAGAAGUGAAGAGUGAGAUUGUUUCUCUUUUAGAUGGUGGUCUGACUGAAGGAAUAGAUGCAGUGGAUGGCGUAAAGAGUGCAGGAAAGAAAUACUUUCUGCCAGGAGAAUCGUUCAAGAGCUGGACCAAUUAUGGAAAAGCUCUUUGGCAAACGCCCCAGCGGUUCAAGGACCGUGCGCUUUCAAGGGCAGACGAGAUGAAAGAGGUGGGAGAUAUCAGAAAGAGGAGUGAGAAUGAAAUGAGGAGGACACUCAACUGGUGGGAUUUAACCUGGUUUGGAUUUGGUGCAGUCAUCGGAACAGGUAUUUUUGUGCUGACUGGACAGGAAGCCCACAAGGACGCAGGCCCUGCCAUUGUCCUCUCAUAUGCUCUCUCGGGAUUUUCCAUUAUGUUGUCUGUCUUUUGUUUCACUGAAUUCGCAGUUGAGAUUCCUGUAGCAGGCGGUCCAUUUGCAUACUUCCGGGUCGAGUUAGGAGACUUGGCAGCCUUCAUAGCGGCAGGAAACAUAAUCUUGGAAUUGGUGGUGGGCGGAGCCAUGGUGGCUCGAUCCUGGACCUCUUAUUUUGCCACUCUACUCAACCAUUCCCCAGAUGACUUUCGCAUCCACACAAACCUGCCCUCAGAUUUCAACCUGCUGGACCCCAUUGCCGUCGUGGUCACCCUUUUGGCAUCCCUCACCGCCAUAGUAAGCACACGACUAACCUCCCAGCUCAACUGGAUCUCAACUGCCCUCAACACAAUCAUCAUCCUCUUCAUUAUCAUCGCCGGCUUCAUCAAAGGAAACCUAUCAAAUCUCACUCCUUUCCUUCCCUACGGCGUAAAGGGCGUCUUGCGAGCCACAGCUGUAGUCUACUUCGCAUACGGAGGCUUCGACGUCAUAGCCACAGUAGCAGAAGAGACGAAAAACCCGUCUAGAGACAUUCCGCUGGGUUUGCUCGGCUCCAUGUCGGGCAUAACCGUCAUAUACUGUCUCAUGGCACUUGCUCUCGUUCUCAUGCAGAGUUACAUUGAUUUAGACGUCAACGCAGCAUAUUCUUUAGCAUUUCAAAGCAUCGGAUGGAAAUGGGCGAAAUAUGUUGUGGCGCUGGGAUCUCUGAAAGGAAUUACCACUGUUUUAAUGAUGGGCGCAGUUAAACGGGGAAGGUAUUUAAUGCACAUUGCCCGAACUCACAUGAUUCCGCCUUGGUUUGGCUUAGUGAGCGAGAAGACCGGGACACCUAUCAAUGGAACGGCAUUCAUGGCAAUUGCCUCCGCAUCGGUGGCCUUCUUUUCAAGGCUGGAUGUGCUCUCUAACCUUCGCGCUAUCAGUUCUUUGUUCAUAUACGCGCUCUUGUCGGUUGCUCUGCUUGUGAGAAGACAUUAUCUUAGAGGGAAAACUUCUGCAAGUCGCGCUUUUCUUUUGACAACCUUCAUUGUUGUAAUUAUAUGCUCAUCAAUAGGGACUUCUGUAUAUUGGGCUCUGUCCAGCGGAUUGAUUGGGUAUUAUAUUACAGUUCCAGUGUGGUUUCUGGCCACUGCUGGUUUGGCUUUGUUUGUUCCCCAAAGUAGAGAAGCCAAAUUGUGGGGAGUGCCAAUGGUUCCGUGGGUUCCUUCCUUGUCGAUUUUUAUCAACGUUUUUCUGAUGGGGUCGCUGGAUUAUGAGUCGUUUGUCAGAUUUGGGGUUUGCACCAUUGUGAUGUUGGUCUAUUACGCCUUCUUUGGACUUCAUGCCUCCUUCGAUGCUUUUCACAGUGUAGGUGAUACUUAAAAUGUACGAGAACAUAAAAGAAAGGAAAUAUGUGAAAAUUUGUUUUUAAAUUCUCCUUGUUGUAAGAGAAUAGAGAAUGUAGAGAAAGUGAAAUAUAUAAGAAAAUGUAGAGGAAAUGAAAUAUGUAAAAAUUUGUUUAGAUUUCUUUUUGGGGUGAAAUUUA